This is a messenger RNA of Aspergillus tanneri, 453 nucleotides long. RefSeq lists its product as uncharacterized. Bases 1 to 453 code for a protein of 150 amino acids. The transcript is spliced from 3 exons. The record is from RefSeq and is a predicted model, not a curated record. NCBI's taxonomy places the organism in Eukaryota, Fungi, Ascomycota, Eurotiomycetes, Eurotiales, Aspergillaceae.
AUGGAAGAUUCGGCGCAGUUCGACCGGGCAUCAAUUGAGUCAAUCUGCGUUUAUUUCGAGGCCUGGGUGGAUGCGCAGGAACAGCGUGAUUCGCUUAACAAAUGUCGGAUGUGCAUAGUUAUUGAUGAAGAAUCACUGCAAAUGCUGCUGGGUACGUCGGCGGAGGCCUUGAAGAAGGAGGAUCCGUAUCAUCCAGACGAAACAUUGCGUGCCUUUGGCCCUGAGUGGGCUCUGCGGCUGCGUUGGCUGCGGCUCUUGCUACGCGAGGCAGCGGUGGCUUUCUUGUUCAAGGUUGGUCGUGCGCGCCGCUUCUACGUGGGCGCGUGGCUGGAGACGUCCAGGCCAUUUGGCUCGGGCUCGAGCUCCAUGGGUGUCGGGAUAUCUGUGGCUGCGACUGUUAUCCCAGACCAUGGGGUCUCAGGGUCUCAGGAUAGGCAUGUGGCCUUCUUCUGA